Molecule: messenger RNA, 1261 nt
Organism: Homarus americanus (American lobster)
Lineage: Eukaryota; Metazoa; Arthropoda; Malacostraca; Decapoda; Nephropidae
Product: alkaline phosphatase, tissue-nonspecific isozyme-like
Exons: 5
Coding region: 439-912 (157 amino acids)
Biological process (GO): dephosphorylation
Molecular function (GO): alkaline phosphatase activity
Source: RefSeq, a predicted model, not a curated record
CAGGUAAUCAUGGGCGGGGGUCGUCGCGUGCUGCUGCCAGAGGACGUGUUGGACGUGGAGGAGAGCAGGUACGGUUACCGUAAAGACGGGAAGAACCUCAUCAAGACCUGGGUGGAGGACAAGGCCAGCCAGGGGGCGAGAGCAUCUUAUGUCUGGAAUAGGGACGACCUCUUGGCCCUCGACACCUCCAAAACCGACUACCUCCUAGGAGUGUUUGGGUACAGCCACAUGGACUAUGUGGUGGAGCAAGUUUCAGCGCCAUGGACCCCAGCCUGCCGGAGAUGACCAAGGCGGCCCUCGAGGUGUUGCAGAACGACCCCAACGGUUACUUCCUGCUUGUUGAAGGCGGACUGAUCGACUUAGGUCACCACGGGAACAAGGCUCAAAAGGCACUAACGGAAACGGUAGAGAUGGAGGAGGCAGUACAGGUGGCACUCCAUGACCAAUCAAGAGGACACACUCAUUGUUGUCACCGCCGACCACGGCCACUCCCUCACUAUAAAUGGUUACCCUUCAAGGCAUACGAAUAUACUAGGUAUUGGGGACAUCAGCAGUGAGGACUUCCUGCCCUACACGACACUCCUUUACGGCAAUGGUCCGGGCUUCCAGGUGCAGUCCGGUGGCCAUCGACCUGACAUUUCCCUGGAGGACCUGUUGGACGUCAACUACCGCCAUGCCUCCUCGGUACCGCUGAACUCAGCCGCGCACUCUGGGGACGAUGUUGGGUUAUAUGCCACGGGUCCUCAUUCCCACCUGUUCACGGGUGUGUAUGAGCAGAACUACAUCCCUCAUGCCCUCGCCUAUGCUGCCUGUGUCGGGGACGGUCUUACAUUCUGUGGCAACAAUCGCUUCAGGAGGAACCAUCAACAGACGCGCAGCCAAGGACAGAGAAGGUGGCGGCCGCGUGGGUGAGCUUCAGAGUGGUAAAGUAGAGUAAGACAUUCACGGUUGUUCCUCAUUGGUCGGAUAAUCCCCGGGGAUUACCCUGACUGUUCAUGAGAUGAACCAAUCGCACACUAUUUCCUGCCAUCCGAGUUUAUCUUGUUGAUAUAUUAUUCUUAUUUAUUUACUACUCGUUUUAUUGGCACUAGUGAUGCUGAACAUCAGGUACAAGUCUGGCCAGGGUGAUGAGCAGUAGAUCAUUCACUAGCAGAUAUUUUAUUAAAAGAUGCCUAUAGCCCGUCACCCCUGAACCUGACCCCCUCGUGUAGUAUAUUGUAACUUAAUAGGCUUAUUUAUGCACAUUAAACGUUUGAAGUAU